Molecule: messenger RNA, 1719 nt
Organism: Phacochoerus africanus (Common warthog)
Lineage: Eukaryota; Metazoa; Chordata; Mammalia; Artiodactyla; Suidae
Gene: GPR17
Product: G protein-coupled receptor 17
Exons: 1
Coding region: 29-1048 (339 amino acids)
Biological process (GO): positive regulation of Rho protein signal transduction; phospholipase C-activating G protein-coupled receptor signaling pathway
Cellular component (GO): membrane
Molecular function (GO): G protein-coupled receptor activity
Source: RefSeq, a predicted model, not a curated record
UGUCCUGCGCUCCGCCUCCAGCAGAAGCAUGAAUGGCCUAGAAGCAGCCUCCCCAGAUCUGACCGCCAACACCUCUCUGGUACCCACGGAGCAAUGUGGCCAAGAGACACCACUGGAGAACAUCCUCUUCGCCUCCUUCUACCUCCUGGACUUCAUCCUGGCUUUCGGGGGCAAUGCCCUGGCCCUGUGGCUUUUCGUCCGGGACCACAAGUCAGGCACCCCUGCCAAUGUGUUCCUGAUGCACCUGGCCGUGGCUGACCUGUCCUGCGUGCUGGUCCUGCCCACCCGCCUUGUCUACCACUUCUCAGGGAACCACUGGCCAUUCGGGGAGAUCCCGUGCCGGCUCACCGGCUUCCUCUUCUACCUCAACAUGUACGCCAGCAUCUACUUCCUCACCUGCAUCAGCGCUGACCGCUUCCUGGCCAUCGUACACCCCGUCAAGUCGCUCAAGCUCCGCAGGCCCCUCCACGCCCACCUGGCCUGCGCCUUCCUCUGGGUGGUGGUGGCCGUGGCCAUGGCCCCGCUGCUGGUGAGCCCACAGACCGUGCAGACCAACCACACGGUCAUCUGCCUGCAGCUGUACCGGGAGAAGGCCUCCCAGCACGCCCUCGCAUCCCUGGCCGUGGCUUUCACCUUCCCGUUCGUCACCACGGUCACCUGCUACCUGCUGAUCAUCCGCAGUCUGCGGCAGGGCCCCCGUGUGGAGCGGCGCCUCAAGAACAAGGCAGUGCGCAUGAUCGCAGCCGUGCUGGCCAUCUUCCUGGUGUGCUUCGUGCCCUACCAUGUCCACCGCUCCGUCUACGUGCUGCGCUACCACGGCCACCACACUUCGUGUGCUGCCCAGCGCAUCCUGGCGCUUGGCAACCGCAUCACCUCCUGCCUCACCAGCCUCAAUGGUGCGCUUGACCCCGUCAUGUACUUCUUCGUGGCCGAGAAGUUCCGAGACGCCCUGUGCAACCUGCUGUGUGGCAAGAGGCUUCCAGGGCCACCCCCCAGUGGGGACGGGAAGACCAACGAGAGCUCACUGAGUGCCAGGUCGGAGCUGUGAGCCCAAGGCCACCGCCCUGCCGCCCACCUCCAGAAGGACCACCCCUCAAGCUCACCAAGAAGAAGCCCACCUCCUCCCAGAGGGGCCCCCUUCCCCUGAGAAAAGAAACUGAACUCUAAGAGGGUUACCAUCACCUGGCGCUGCGUUCUGUCUUAUCUGCUAUACCAAUCCCUGACAGGGACAACAGAAGGGACCAGACAGCCACCCUGUGCAGAGACGAGGUUGGCCCUGCUCACUCCCGGCUACUAGACACUCAGUGACUUCUCCCCAUGGUGAGGGUAAAAGGAGGCUGGGGAACAUUCUGAACAAUGAGCAUCUUUCCCAAGCACUGCCUGCGCUCCCGACCUCUGUCCCAUGUCAGAAACACAUGGUGAUGAAGCUUUGCAGAGAGAAUAGCUGCAAAUUGGCCACAGCUACAAUCGGCCCACCAGGAGAGGGGACACAGGAAUCCUGGCAGAGGGGUGGGGAAGAGCAUCUAAUGAUUUCUUCUCAAGUGCAAGGUGCACCUUUGCGAAAGGACUCUGAACCCUAUAAGCACAUUUCCAGUGGUGGCCAGGUGACAGCCUGCAGCACAGGGCCAGUGGGGCAUGUCAGUGCUGGCACAUUGGUUCUCUGUCACUCCUGCCAGAAACCCACACACAGACCUGCGUGUGCCCGACAAUCCCCAGAGC